Molecule: messenger RNA, 1257 nt
Organism: Paramecium octaurelia
Lineage: Eukaryota; Ciliophora; Oligohymenophorea; Peniculida; Parameciidae
Source: the annotation of a GenBank genome assembly
AUGCAAUAGCAAAAGUGUUAUGUACUUCCUGGAUUUCUUAAAUCAGGUAUCUUUUUUCAAUUAUUCCAGUUUUACUAAACGGAGAUUAGAGAAUCUAUAUAUUUAUCUUAAAUCAAAUAUAAGACAUGAAAGAAGUUAGUUUAAUGAUGAAUUAGUAUUUAUCAACAAUCAAUGCCUUUCAGUAUUUAAUUUAAUACAAUUAGUCCAUAUACUUGGGUUAUUUGUAACUAAUAGCCAUUACCAUUAGAAAUUAAUGGAGUAAAAUAAAUUCUGAGUACAUUCUGCAAGUAUCAUUUUUAGUUUAUUGAGAGAAAUAUUCCCUUACAAUAAGUUUAGAGAAUAGAAAAAUUAAUUGUUAUAAGCGAUCAAAUCCAAUUUACACAAUUAGCUAAUUUGAUUCCAAGUUUAUGGCAAUCAUGUUUAACUAAUAAAGUUCAUCUGAUUUUGAGGUAUCGAGAAAUAAUAUGUAGAUUAAAUCAAAUAAUUAGUCAUAACAUUGAACUAACAUAAAAUUAAGUGGAGUUUUUAUCCAGAAUAAAUAGCAGGUAUCAAGAAGAAGUUCCUUUUUAUGGAAAAGAUAUAUCAGAAUAUCCAAAAGCGAAUACAGGAGUACCAGAGUGUUUAGAAGCAAUCUUAUAAUAUUAUGAGAGACAUGAUGAUUAUCUUAGAAAAUAAGGUGUAAUCUAUUAUUAAUUGAAUAUUUUAGGUGUGUUUAGGACUUCUGGAUCAGUUUAAUAGGAAUAGAAAUUAAUUUAAUAGUUUAAAGUCAGAAAUUAUUCGGUUCUUGAGGAUUAUGAUCCUGAUGUUGUAUCAACUGUAUUUAAGAAUCUACUAAGCUAACUAAAAACACCUAUAUUUCCAUUUGAGAUGUAUGACAUUCUUAAGGAAACUUAAAGUAUUUCCCUCUUCUUGAAUUAGUUAAUACAAGUGUAGAGAAGUUAUUAGAGAUGUUUUAAGUAUUUUUCGCUUAUAUGCCAGAAGUCAAUCGUAAAACUACCAAAAGAAUUGCUGAAUUGUUGUAUCAUGUAGCAAAUUAUGAAUCAGAGAAUUUGGUAAUUGUUAUUGUUAAUUUAGAUGGGACUUCAUAAUUUAUCUAUUGUAUUUGCCCCAUGUUUCCUAAGACCGGAACAGACAGAUAUUUCAGAUUUUCAUGGUGCAAUAACUGUUGCUCAUCAUUUUAAUUUACUGGUCUAGAAUGUUGAAUUUUUCGUAUAACAACUUAGAGCAAACCCUUAACAGGUAUAACGUUUAACUUGA